This is a messenger RNA of Didymodactylos carnosus, 606 nucleotides long. The record is from the annotation of a GenBank genome assembly. Lineage: Eukaryota; Metazoa; Rotifera; Eurotatoria; Philodinida; Philodinidae.
AUGGAAGAGCUGGCUACUUUACCAAGCGCAUUUUCAGUAGGAAUACAUGGCCUUCGUGAUCGUGCUCAUUUACAAGAUUCUGAAUACUUUAUCGACAAAACACUCUUGUUUGAACAUGAACAAGAUCUGAUAGAAAGAUUGGCAAAUGAACUUGCACAUUAUUUACAAGAAGAGGUCAAAGCAUGUACUGGUGAUCAAGCACAAAUGUCAGAGACAGCGGCUUUGUGUUCAGUACAAACGAAUGAACCAAUUAUAGAGUUUGACGAAGUCAUGUUCUUUAAUUACAAUGCGUCUAUAGAAUCAUCCACACCAAACCAAAUUACCACAGAUUUAAGUGCUCGCUGUUCUUUUGGAAAAUGUAUACCAUUAUCGGAGUUUAAUUUAAAUUCUAAUGAUGAGGGCUUCGUAAAUGAUUUAGGAGAGUAUGAAGCACUGGACGCAGAACGCACCAUAAAUGGCGUCGAUGAUCAGUUCAAUCGAAACUUAUUAGCAUCUGAUCAAAUUUCUAUUCUACUUUCCAGUACUGUCAAUGAAGUCGAGCAUGAAAGAUUUUUGGCAGAUUCGGCAUUCAUCAUGCAAGACAUUCUUGAACUAACUGGUAACUAG